AUGACCAUCACCUAUGCGCUGAUCCAAAUGCUGGAGAAGGUGGCGGAGAAGACCAACCGCGCCCGCAUCAUCACCAAGGCCGAGGUCUUCAAGCUGCUCCAGAAUGGCCCUGCUGUCGUAGGUUGUGAGUAUAAGAAGGCCGGCAAGGUCGUGAAAGAGUUCGGGCCCAUGAUCCUCGCAUCCGGCGGCUUCGGUGCGGACUUCGGCGCGGAUUCGCUGCUGGCCACCUACAGACCGGAUCUCCUGCAUCUUCCUACCACCAACGGCGAGCACUGCACCGGUGAUGCCAUCAAGAUGGGCGAGGCUGCCAAGAAGCAGGAGAAGGACCCCGAUGGCGGCCCGUUUCCGGCCUACCCAUCGGGCAAGACUUGGGACGAGCCCAGUGGCAAGACCGGCAGCGGAAAGAAGUUCUUCCACAACAUCAUCGACGGCUCCAAGGUGCCAACCGAGCCCUUCUAUGUUGCCAUCAUCACCCCGGUGAUCCACUACUGCAUGGGUGGCUUGGAGUGCACCGUCGACGCCGAGUGCAUCGACAAGAAGACCGGCAAGCCCGUCCCUGGCCUCUACGUGGCGGGGGAGGCAGCAGGCGGCAUCCACGGCAACAACCGCCUGGGAGGCAACUCGCUCUUGGACUGCGUGGUCUUCGGCCGCGUGGCCGGGAAGGCUGCCUGCAAGUUCACCUUCGGUGCCGGCGAGAAGUUCCAGCCCUGCCCGGUCCCGAAAGAGCUCAAGGAGCUCUCCAAGUGA
Molecule: messenger RNA, 747 nt
Organism: Symbiodinium sp. CCMP2456
Lineage: Eukaryota; Dinophyceae; Suessiales; Symbiodiniaceae
Source: the annotation of a GenBank genome assembly